Molecule: messenger RNA, 3118 nt
Organism: Polypterus senegalus (gray bichir)
Lineage: Eukaryota; Metazoa; Chordata; Cladistia; Polypteriformes; Polypteridae
Product: transmembrane channel-like protein 2-A
Exons: 21
Coding region: 287-3118 (943 amino acids)
Biological process (GO): detection of mechanical stimulus involved in sensory perception of sound; vestibular reflex
Cellular component (GO): plasma membrane
Molecular function (GO): mechanosensitive monoatomic ion channel activity
Source: RefSeq, a predicted model, not a curated record
AAAAAAAAUUCUCUUUAACCUGUGAAAGGAUACUUCAGUGAUGGAUACACCAGUUUCACUCUGCUGAGUCAUUUGACAUUCUGCAUGUUCCAUUAACCUGAGACUCUGUACUGCUAUUUGCCAUUGUCAUGGAAAUGCAAGAAUGCCACUGCAGGCUGUUGGUCAUCUUACCCAGACAGGCUAUCCUAUGAGAAAACAAUUCUUUGUAACCAAGUGCCUGUGAAGUAAAUGCAUUAAAGGAAUUACAGCUAUCAAACAGCAUAAACCAUCAUAAAACUCUUCAAACAUGCCAAGGAAAAGUCAGUUACAGAUCACAAUGGAGGAUGUGGGAAUUGAGAUUGAUGGACAGGUGGACAGUGAUAGUGAGGAUGAUGGACCAAAAUCUGGAAAAAGAAGACAAGCUGAUAAAUCUGCCAGCGGGAGGAACAACAGGAAUAAUAGCCGCGCAGCAACACGAGUGAGAAAUGGCAGAAGAGGUAAAAAUAUGGACAGUGAGGAAGACGAAGAUGAAGACGAAGAGGAAGAAGAAGAGAAAGCUCCAAGACAAAGAAGAGCUAACAGAAAAAAGGUAGCCAAAUAUGAAGACAGUGAGGAGGACAGUGAAGAUGAUCAGCCGAAGAAAAAAGCCAAUAAAAAAGGCAACAACAAAGCAGAGAAGGAGGAACAAAACACUAAAGCAAAGCAGUCAGACAAAAAUGGAAAAGGAAAGAAUAAAAAUAAAGAUGAUGGUGGAGAGAAAAAAAAGAAAAAAAAGAAUGACAGCAGCUCUUCUGCCUCUGACUCCAACUCUUCAGAUGAAGAAUCAUUAUCAGAGGGUGAAAUGGCAAAGCUCAUGGAAGAAGUUGAAGAAAAGAAAAAGCUUAUUUCAAACAUGAGGAACAAACCUUGGCGUAUGAAAAGAAGACUGCAUGCUCUGAGAGAAGCCCAGGCAUUUGUGGAAAAGUUUGAAGGGGCUUUGGGUAAAGGUAAAGGAAGAAAAUUUUAUGCUUACAAAGUAAUGAUGACAAAGAAAUGGAUCAAGUUUAAAAGAGAUUUUGAAAAUUUUAAAACUGCUUGCAUCCCUUGGGAAAUGAAAAUAAAAGAGGUUGAAAGUCAUUUUGGAUCUUCGGUUGCAUCCUACUUUAUAUUUCUCAGGUGGAUGUAUGGAAUGAACUUGGUUCUUUUUGGUUUAACAUUUGGACUUGUUGUGAUUCCAGAGAUUCUGAUGGGUUUGCCUUAUGGAAGUAUUGCCCGUAAAACAGUGCCAAGAGAUGAGCAAGACACAGCAAUGGAUUUUUCUACCCUUUGGGACUUUAAUGGGUAUGCUAAAUACUCAGUGCUUUUCUAUGGCUAUUAUAACAAUCAACGUACAAUUGGCUUCUUGAAAUACAGAUUACCUUUGGCUUAUUUCAUGGUUGGAAUUGGCACUUUUGGAUAUAGUUUGAUGGUUGUUAUACAAACAAUGGCAAAGAAUGCAGAUGAAACUGGAGGAGAUGGUGAAGACAAUGAUUUUAACUUCUGCUGGAAAAUGUUUACAAGUUGGGACUACCUAAUUGGCAAUUCAGAAACUGCUGAUAACAAAUUUGCCUCUAUUACAACUAGCUUCAAGGAAUCAAUAGUAGAUGAAGAGGAAAACCAGAAGGAUGAAAACAUUCACCUGAGAAGAUUUCUGCGUGUUUUGGCAAAUGUUCUCAUUUUAUGCGGUUUAGGAGGCAGUGGUUAUCUCAUUUAUUUUGUUGUUAAGCGUUCACAGAAGUUUGCAACUAUGGAUGAUCUGGGAUGGUAUGAAAAAAAUGAAGUUGAGAUAGUUAUGUCCUUGCUUGGACUGGUUUGCCCUCCACUGUUUGAGAGCAUUGCUGAACUGGAGGAUUAUCACCCACGUAUUGCACUGAAGUGGCAGCUUGGACGAAUCUUUGCUCUGUUUCUUGGAAAUUUAUAUACAUUUCUUUUUGCCCUUAUAGAUGAAGUUAAUCAGAAGCUAGAAGAGGAAGAAAAUAUAAAGAACAUGACAGCAAUUGCUUUAAAUUUGUAUUAUGCCAAUGUAACACUGAAUGGAACAGAGGCUACUCCUCCACCAAUUGACCCUGCAGAUGUGAUCAGAGGACCAUGCUGGGAAACAACUGUGGGAAUUGAGUUUGUUAAGCUUACCGUUUCUGAUAUUCAAGUGACAUAUAUUACAAUUCUUGUUGGAGAUUUUUUACGGGCUGUAAUUGUAAGAUUCCUUAACUACUGCUGGUGUUGGGACCUGGAAGCUGGAUUUCCAUCAUAUGGUGAAUUUGACAUUAGUGGAAAUGUACUGGGACUCAUCUUCAACCAAGGAAUGAUAUGGAUGGGUGCGUUCUAUGCUCCAGGACUAGUUGGUAUAAAUGUCCUCCGUCUAUUGACAUCAAUGUACUAUCAGUCAUGGGCUGUCAUGAGUUCAAAUGUUCCCCAUGAAAGAGUUUUCAAAGCUUCUAAAUCUAACAAUUUUUACAUGGGCUUGCUGCUGCUUAUUUUAUUUCUCAGUCUUUUGCCAGUGGUCUACACCAUUAUGACAUUACCCCCUUCAUUUGACUGUGGGCCUUUCAGUGGAAAACCACGCAUGUUUGAAGUUAUAAUGGAAACAAUCAAACUGGAUUUUCCAGCUUUUGUUGGAAAACUGUUCAGUUAUGCUGCCAACCCUGGGCUGAUUAUUCCUGCGGUUUUGCUGAUGGUGUUGGCGAUUUAUUAUUUAAAUGCUGUAUCUAAGUCAUAUAUGAAUUCAAACAUGGAAUUAAAGAAGAAGAUGCAAAUGCAACGGGAUGAAGAGAAGAAUCGAAGAAAUAACAAGAGCACAACCAACUCUGUCCUGAAAGAUUUGGAAGAUUUGCUACCUAUCAAUUCUGGAGCUGUUAACCACACCACUGCAGCAUCAAAUCAACAACCCAAUGGUGGAGACCAAACAAAACCUAUGAAGGGAGGAAAUCGAAAUGGGACUAGUGUUCGUCAAGAGAAGGAAGUGUCAUUAUCAGCACAAAAUCCUCGCAUUGCAGUAACAAGACCUCCAGGACCCCGCCCACCUGGCCCAUUGCCUGGAAAUCCACGCCUAGCAGUGCCAGGCCAACCAGGUCGAGGACCACCACCACGGGCAGGUGGAGGCAGAGGGCAACCAAGACAUUAG